This is a messenger RNA of Diospyros lotus (date-plum), 1479 nucleotides long. RefSeq names its product glyoxylate/hydroxypyruvate reductase HPR3-like. Lineage: Eukaryota; Viridiplantae; Streptophyta; Magnoliopsida; Ericales; Ebenaceae. Gene Ontology annotation, molecular function: hydroxypyruvate reductase [NAD(P)H] activity; glyoxylate reductase (NADPH) activity; NAD binding. The transcript is spliced from 2 exons. Gene Ontology annotation, cellular component: cytosol. The coding region runs from base 65 to 1036 and encodes 323 amino acids. The record is from RefSeq and is a predicted model, not a curated record.
AAAAGUACAAACUUUGCAUGGCAAGUGUCGGUAGAGAUGGAGGAAUCUCAUAAGCGAAAACCCAAUGGUGAAGGAGCUACCGAAGGUGUUGGUCCUCGGACAGCCGGCUGUUUUCACCAUUUACGAAAACCGAUUCUCCGAGAAAUUCCAAUGCCUCAAAGCAUGGCAAUUUCCCAUGUCCACCGACCAAUUUCUCGCCGACCACGGAGGUUCCGUGGAGGCCUUGCUGUGUUCCGGCGAAACUCAAAUUACCGCCGACCUUCUCCUCCGCCUCCCCUCUCUCCGGAUUAUUGUCACCACCAGCGCCGGCCUCAACCACCUUGACCUUCCCGAGUGCCGCCGACGCGGAAUCUCCAUUGCCAACGCCGGCACCGUCUUCUCCGAGGACGUUGCCGACACUGCCGUCGGGAUGUUGAUUGAUGUUCUCAGAAAAAUCACCGCUUCCGAUCGGUAUGUUCGGACUGGUCUAUGGCCAAUUCGAGGAGAAUAUCCCCUCGGUUCUAAGUUGGGAGGCAAGCGAGUUGGAAUUGUUGGAUUGGGAAGCAUUGGCUUAGAAGUUGCAAAGAGGCUCGAGGCCUUUGGUUGCUCCAUCUCAUACAAUUCAAGGAAGAAGAAGCCAUCUGUUUCUUAUCCCUUCUAUUAUGACAUUUGUGAACUCGCUGCUAACAGUGACAUCCUAGUUAUUUGCUGCGCAUUGACUGACCAGACUUGCUACUUGAUUAACAAAGAAGUCUUGUUGGCACUGGGAAAGGAAGGAGUCGUUGUAAAUAUUGCUCGUGGGCCUGUUAUCGAUGAAAAAGACUUGGUGCAGUGUUUGUUGCGAGGGGACAUUGCUGGCGCCGGGUUGGAUGUGUUUGAGAACGAGCCUGAGGUUCCUGAAGAACUCUUUACAUUGGAUAAUGUUGUCAUGUCACCGCACUGUGCUUUCUGUACUGAGGAAUCUUUCCUGGCUCUGUAUGAGCUUAUGUCAGGGAACUUGGAAGCUAUCUUCUCAAACAAACCUCUACUGUCUCCAGUCAUGGAUUAUCUUAAUUAAAUUUCUGGCUAGUUCCUCAUACUUUAGAGGAGUUGACUUCAUUUGAGUUGUUUAACUUCUCAUGCAACGUUUCUUUAUGAAGCAUUCAUUCAUGUGAAAAGUAAAAUACAACAAAAGUAGACCAGUAUAUCACAUUAUACUUUUUGAGUUGCUGUCAGGAACAUCUGUAGAUGCUGGACUAAGGUCGCUGCCAUGACAAUUGAUGAAAGGCAGAGAAGUAAAAGCAAUAGCAUGACCAUAUGUGAAGAGGUGUCAAGGAUGUUGAAAUGGGUGUGAAUCAAGCUGAGGAUAUGUGGAAACUACAAGUCGUUAAGAAUCCAUUUAUAUGUUAAUGUGGUUACUAGAUACAGACCUUACCUUGGAUGAACUGUACAAGAUGUUGUAUGACUGUCAAAACUGUUGAUUGCAAGGAAAUUGGUUUAUGCAUAUAUUGUUACUCUUUA